UAAUAAAUUUCAUACCAACGAUGGGUUUGGCUGGUAAACCUUUUGUUACCUACAGUACACACACGUACCCCUACUUUCUCACACCUGUCUUCUUUCCUUCCUCUUAUAAAUUCACCUCUUUGCUUCUCCUCACACUGUGUCUUCAUUCAUUAUUCUUCCUUCCACACCAUCAAACCCAAAACCAAAACAAAAACCACUUUUUAUUUUUUGAGAAUUAAAAAAAAUUAAUGGAGGGGAGAGUAUCAGGUGGAGGAGGGUGUUGCAUUGCAAGAUACGGCCACCAUCAUGGCCCUACUCAUUACAACUACUACAACCCAUAUGAUGAGUCCAAAAUGGACCGUAUCAUGCUCCGCUUUCGACCCAUCGCUCCGAAGCCGGUCCCUAAUGGGUCCACCAACACAACUACUACCACUGCCGACAAGAAGGAAGACGGUCGCAAGGGGAAGAAGCGAGGUGGUGCUAAUAUUAGCGGUGGUGGUAAGAGGAGAACAAAAUCACGUUCUCCUGAAGAUGUUAGUAAAAAUAAUAAUAAUAACAAUAAUAAUGUUAAGAAAUUAUCAGAUGUUGUUUCAUCCAACGGUUAUAAAGUAACGCUACCACUGUUGCCUGAAACACCUGAUCUAAGCCCAAGGAAGGAGAAAAUUCAUCAAGUGGGUCACGCUAAGUCGCCAGAACCGAUGUGGCUGUGUUUCGGGCCGUCGGAUCAGAAUAACAAUCAAACGGCGGUAGAUGCGGUUACUUCAAGCGUGAUAGUUGAAGGAGUGACCGACACGUGGAUGGACGGGAACAGUCUCGGGAGAACAGAUGAGGAGAGAAGGAGGCGUUUAGAUGGGGACACGUGUCCAGGGUUUAUAUCCGACGCGUGGAACCGAGUGUGUUGGACAAAUCGCGCUUAUAAAAGGAUGGUAUCGGGAGAUGACGACACGUGGGGGAAGGAGAAGGUAGUAACGGUGAAGUUAGGGAUGAGAGAGAAAGUAGAGUUACCGCCGGUGAAUUUAUUCCCUGCGUUCACGUGUAGGGUAAAAGUGGUGGGGUAUGGAAAGCAAGGGAUGAUCAACGGUGGACAUUCGUUGACGGUGCCGUGUGAUGCUUGGAGAAUGGACGGUGGUGGAUUUGCAUGGCGGUUGGAUACUAAAGCUGCCUUAUGUUUAGGACGUUGAUUAAUAAUAAUUAAAAAAAAAUAGAAGUUAACUGGAGUUGUUUACUGAUCUUGAUCUUGUAUGUACAGUUUUUUGUUUUUAAAGGUUUUGCAGAAAUAUCAAUGCCAGUUUUAAUUUUUAUUUUA
This is a messenger RNA of Chenopodium quinoa (quinoa), 1285 nucleotides long. RefSeq lists its product as uncharacterized. Bases 228 to 1160 code for a protein of 310 amino acids. The record is from RefSeq and is a predicted model, not a curated record. The transcript has a single exon. NCBI's taxonomy places the organism in Eukaryota, Viridiplantae, Streptophyta, Magnoliopsida, Caryophyllales, Amaranthaceae.